Messenger RNA from Nicrophorus vespilloides, 2661 nucleotides. Its product is annotated as GRAM domain-containing protein 2-like. NCBI's taxonomy places the organism in Eukaryota, Metazoa, Arthropoda, Insecta, Coleoptera, Silphidae. Gene Ontology annotation, cellular component: endoplasmic reticulum-plasma membrane contact site; endoplasmic reticulum membrane; plasma membrane. Bases 338 to 1675 code for a protein of 445 amino acids. The transcript is spliced from 9 exons. Gene Ontology annotation, molecular function: sterol binding; sterol transfer activity. Gene Ontology annotation, biological process: intracellular sterol transport. The record is from RefSeq and is a predicted model, not a curated record.
GAAGCCCCCGAGUAGUCCGCAUGCCGGCAACUUACACAACCUCCGACGCUCUCGGAGCCAGUUCUUGUUUCCGCUCGCAGUCGCGAACACUUCUUUUGGAGGGCACACACACCACAGAGCCACCAACUCACUCAAGACGUCGUCGCGCGUUACUUACAUCAGUCUUUCUUUCGAACAAUUCAAAUAGGUUUUUCUCUGUGAUGUAGUAGCCAAAAGCAAGCAAGCAAGCAAUAUGUUUUAGCAUUCGUUGUUUCAAUUUUUAUUUUUGUUUCUUCGUGCGAAAUUGAAAUAAGCUGAGUGUGGAGGAGCAGGAGCAGCUCAUCAAAGAUUCGCGUGCAUGAGUGACUCAGUUAUGUUGUGUUUCGUGCAGACAUACGAUGGGAAGGAUAAUAAAGAUGGCAACAAGGAGCCGAAGCUGCGGAUGGUCAAAAAUAAACUGCUGCGAAAAUCACGGUCAUCGGGUAACUUUGGGAGCGCGGGGGCGCGUUCUGCACCGAGCACACCCCAAGGAAUACUCUGCUCGUCGCCGGGGGCGCUGUCCGACUCCCAAUCGGGGAUAUCGCCGCCCUGCAGUCUGCCACGCAGUCCCAGCCACAACAUAUUCACCAAAUACGACAGCAAAAGAAAUAUAAAGCAUCUGUCGUGUUCGACGCCGGUGAUGACUGCACAGGCACAAUCUCCAGAACCACCGAGUCCAAAGGCAUCAUCCUCCAAGGACGGAAAACAAUCCGCGUACAAGGGUAGACAAAAGAAGUUCAUCAGACAUUUCCCGAGCGCCUCCGAGGACACGGUGCUGAACUAUUACUCGUGCGCCCUCAUCGGUGACAUCCUGCUGCAAGGUCACCUGUACAUCACCCAAAACUACUUUGCCUUCUAUUCGAACGUGUUUGGAUAUGUGACCAAACUCCUCAUACCAAUGCAAUCGGUACGGAAGAUAAGCAAGGAGAAGACGGCUCGGAUCAUCCCGAACGCCGUCGGGAUCACCACCACCGAGGAUAAGCACGUCUUCGGCAGCCUGAUGUCCAGGGAUAACACGUACAAGUUCAUGAACGAGAUCUGGGACACGGCGAAGAAGCUGCAAGACGUGGCGCUGGAACCGCCCGAGCCGAUAGUGGAUCCGUCGGAUGAGAGCGACAGCAGCGAGACGCCACCAGAGUCGGGCAGGGAAUCGGACAUCGGGAUGCCCAAGUUCAGGACGUGCGUCAAGUCGCCGGACAGCUUCUCCUCGAGCUACACCAGAUUGGACGGCAAGUCAUCGGAUGCACACGGCGGCGGCGAUCACAGCAGUCCCAGCAAGGAUAAACACUUCAGGGUGACGACAGUUCCCAACGUGCUGCUGGUCGUGACGACGCUCGUCCUGGUCAUGCUCUUUCUCUCAGCGGCGCUCCUCCUCUACAGGAUAGGCAGAGUCCAAACCAAAUACUCGCAAGCUUUACAAGAAAACUUCGUGAUCACCGAAAGCGAAGACGUGUACGGUGAGCUGCUGCAGUGGCAGACGCAUCUACAUUCCAAAUCCGCGGGGGCGGUGCACAGUUUUCUAGACACAAACUUAGAUCAAAUAGCCAAGGUUCGACAGUCUCUGGAGGCGUUGUCCACUCUGCUGGUGCCAAAUUCCUCGGGGACGACGGCCCAGAAGAGCGCCGCCAAACCGGUGGAAAGCCCCGAAAACAGUUAACAAGCUCCGCCCCGUAGGAGGAGAGCCGCAUGACGAAGAAUGAAGAACGCGUUGCCAAAACAAAACAAAUGAAUGGAGAAUGCGAGUAGGAGGGAGAAGCGCAAAUACACACACUCACACACACCAACCAACCGACUUACAAGUACUUGGUCGUACUAGUAUUAGAGCUCAUUUCCUUUAGGCGAUAGUGCGAUUAACGAGACGAGGAGAUUGAGACGGAGGAUGUGGUUGGUCGAUGAAGGAAGGAAGGACGAGUGGAUGCACCGAAUUGCAAGAGACGCUUGAUGUUUUCGUUUUUUUUUCUUUAUUUGGAGUGAUAGUGUGGAUGCUGUUGCACCGUAUUUGGAUUAGGAGUAGAUCUGCCGCGGACUGAGAGGAGAAAGAAAGAGAGAGAGAGAGACUCACCGCAAGUCGUGUAUAUCUUGUCGCGUUUCGAAAGAUCCGAUGGGCGUACUACCAUUUCUAUCUCCCUCUGGUAAGACUGGAACACAAUUAGAGUAAUUAAUCGCCAACUAAAAAAGCAAAAAAGAAAGAAAACCCAACCCCCACCCCCUUCCGUCGACCCUCUCUACACCCUUAUGUGAUAAUUAUAAGCGAAGUAAAUAUGAGAACGUAUAUAUAUAUAUUAUUGUUGUAUUUAAGAGUAAUUAAAUAAUGGAAGACAAAAAAAUCAAAGCGGCUGACGCAACCGACGUGCGGACUAAAGCUUCAUCUAGGCCUACUGAAUUAACUAACUAAACAUUACUAAAAACAAAGGAAGGAGGAGAAAAACAAAACAAAAAUAAACGAUAACUUAAAGAAUGUAAGAGCAGUUUCCAAAAACGGAAAUUCACAAGCAACAAAAACUACUAAAUCGCUUUGUUUUGUUUUUAAAUAUUUCAUUUAUUUUCGCCACCGGUAUGGCUUUUCUAGUCAUUAAACUUAAUAGAUUAUUUUCUCUCCGUCUUAACGUUUCUUUUGUUUUGAAUGAUUAUACAAAAAAAAAA